CGCCAACAUCGUCCAGCGUCUUACACCCAUCUCCUUGCUCCCUACCUGAGAAGUGUACAAGGCCCUGAAGAUGGCGCCACCACUGUUCAUCCUGGUGCUGGCGUUGGUGGUGAUGGCAGCGGCGCCUCUCCUGGCCGAAGAUUUAGAUCAUUGUCUGGGGCUAUUACCAUGCAUCCAAGGCGGCCAGUUUGUCCCUCACGGCACCGUGUUGGCCAGCCUCCCUUACAAGUGUAUGAGGAUUGUCUGCGACAGAGGCUCUGCUGUGCCCCAGUUUGUCGGCGACGAGAAGGCUUCUGGCUGUUGUGAGUUCCGAGGGAACAUCUACCUGCCUGGCCUAGUAUAUCCUGCUGGCUGCACCAAGAUGACUUGUGAGGGCGGCAACUGGAAGCCCACGGGAGAGAUUGAGAGACAUUGUCCGCGGUGCGAGGUCGCCAACGACCCCCACUUCUGGAACUACGACCGUCACAGGUUCGACUACCACGGAGUCUGCAAAUACGCCAUCUCCCAGAAAGGGAACAGCCUCAAUCCCGAUUACGGCAUCUUCGCACAGUUCCAGCGCUGCUACAACAUGCCCUCUUGCGUCCAAAAGACCACCUUCAAAGACAACCGGGAGCUUCAGAUUGAGAUAGGAGAAUGGGGACUCGCUUCUCCAGGCAUUUUCAAGAUUCGUGCAAACGGUAGAGAGAUUGAGGUGCCAGCGGGUCCCUACGCCCAGAGGGUGACUGCCGGAGGAGUCAAGCACAAAGUCCUUGUCUGGCGCCAGGGAGAAUGUCUCAGAAUUCUGGGCUCUCAAGGUCUUGUGCUCCAGCACUGCAAGAAUCGCUUCGACGUGUGGGCCAACCCUAAUCUACAUCCUGAGCUUCGCGGCUUGUGUGGUAUUCCGGACAAGAACACUGGCAACGACUUCACUACUAGGAACAACGUGCCGUAUAACCCUACGUCCAGCGCCCCUGCUGUGUUCGCCGAGUCCUGGAAGACACCGGACCAGGCCAACCCCGCCUGCAGAGCCGCCGGGAGACGCAGGAGAUCCAUCAACAAGGAGUCUCAAGCAACGCUCAAACAAUGCCAGCAGGACAAUGUUUCAUGGAAGAGAAUGUUGGCACUGUGCCAGCAGACUGUUGGUGGGGCAAAAUCCAAUGGCCAGGGUGCCUCUGGGGAGCUCAGCCAGGUGCUUGUGGAUUCGUGCGCCUUUGACCUGUGUAUGAUCAGCAAAGGCUCGCCAGACCCGGAGAAGGACACUGCGAAGUGGCUGGGUGAGGUGAAGGUCAUGGCUCAGGAGCGAGUCUUCAUUGAGACUAUGGUUGUGGAGUGUGACCGGGAGAAGGAACAUUGUGAGGACCUGCCUAAGGAGGUCGUAACGACACCCAACCCCUGUACGAAUCCCAUCGACUUGAUCUUUAAUCCGGGAUGUUAGGGACUGAAGCCAAUUCAGCACUUCUUCCACAAUUAAAAUCACCACUUCUUCCUGCAGAGACGGAUGAGCUAUUGACGGACCACAUGGCGUUGGGAAGCUCGCAAGUGUGAAGACCGAAGAGAUGCUGUAAUAUUUAGAUACAAGCCCCUGUAAUAUUAGACUAAAGACCCGUAAGGUGCUGUAAUAUUGGGAUACAAGCCAAUAAGGUGCUGUAAUAAUUGGAUACAAGCCAAUUCAAUGCUGUAAUAUUAAGAUACAGACCCAUAAGGUGCUGUAAUAUUGGGAUUCAUGCCAAUGCAAUGCUGUAAUAUUAAGAUACAAACACAUGAGGUGCUGUAAUAUUAGGAAGGAGUCCAAAGAGGUAUUGUAAUAUUAGGAUACAAGCCCAUAAGGUGCUGUAGUAUUAGGAUACAAGUCCAUAAGAUGCUGUAAUAUUAGGAUACAGAUCUAUAAGGUGCUGUACUAUUAGUAUAUAUACAUAUGAGUUUCUGUAGUAUUAGUCUGCAGGCCCAUGGAGUGUUGAACUCUUAGAAUACAUGUUAAUGGGGUGAUGUGUAGUAAUGGUACAUAUCCCUCAUUAGCACAUAUAAUCAAGUGCAGCCUCCAGCCUGUGUGCUUCUGAAAAAGUACUGUUUAAGUGCCCUAACCUAACCUAACAUUAACUAACCUAAUCUAAAGUGUAAAUGCACAUGUCAGCAUCAUAUUAGAGGAGAGCGCAUUCAUGUUGCACUUGUUUUCGUUAUAUAGUCAGCAAUUUAAUGUGAAAGUUUAAAUAUUUUUGUUCAAUAAAGUUAGACAUUUACUCUUAAUAUCGGGCUGCAAGAUUCUGUCACUUAAUAAUGUUUAUAUACAGUUAUAAGUGAAGUUUCUCUUUCUAUAAAAUGCAAUUUGAAAA
This is a messenger RNA of Procambarus clarkii (red swamp crayfish), 2309 nucleotides long. Its product is annotated as otogelin-like protein. Gene Ontology annotation, cellular component: extracellular matrix. The record is from RefSeq and is a predicted model, not a curated record. Lineage: Eukaryota; Metazoa; Arthropoda; Malacostraca; Decapoda; Cambaridae.